This is a messenger RNA of Haemonchus placei, 696 nucleotides long. Lineage: Eukaryota; Metazoa; Nematoda; Chromadorea; Rhabditida; Trichostrongylidae. The record is from the annotation of a GenBank genome assembly.
AUGGUGGUCCACUUUUUCCACCAAAAUUUUUAUUCCUUUUGUCCUGUGAAGUUUUCCGUUUCAGUGCCACCGGCGGUAUCACGCGGUACUCCGUCGGCUGUCGAGGUCCGGGAAGGCCAUAAUGUGACGUUGACGUGUAAAGCGGAAGGGAAUCCAAUGCCCACUGUGGUCUGGCGUCGUCAGGACAAACAAAUCAUCCGAUACAACGGAGCCACCGGAUUUGGAGCUAGCGUUUUUCAUGGUCCAAGCCUCCAUCUGACCAAAGUCAAUCGGAAACAUAUGAGCGAAUACGUUUGUGUUGCCAGUAAUGGAAUUCCACCCGACGAAACAUGGACCGUAAAACUACUCGUCACAUUCGCUCCACUGAUCCAAGCCAAGUCGGCAUCAGUCCGUGUUCCCGUGGGUGGUUUGGCCCGUCUUGUCUGUACAGCUGAAUCAUGGCCGAGACCCGAUGUCACGUGGGACAAAGAAGGACAACAAAUCUUUGAUUCGGAUAACUAUGCUACGUCUCAAACUGUCUCUGGCCAAUAUCACAGUGUUCACGUUCUCGAAAUUCGACGUGUCGAAAAACAUCAUUACGGAAGUUACCGGUGUACCGCUCGGAAUGAUAAUGGUAUACACUUCGCCGACAUCGACCUCGAAGGUUUGUCCUCACCGCUUUAUACAGUUUUCUACCCACAUGAUUAUUUUUUAUAA